GACAACAACCUGUAUCAUCUGCUAAGUGCCGCUCGCGACAAUUGUGCGGGUAAUUGCGAGUCUUUGAAAUUUUUGGUCUCUUUUGAUGAGCUUAUGCCCUGCUCUGGCUGUGGCAUCUUCGAUUCGCCUGUCAUUGGAAAGUUGCGGCCGCUGCGUGACACACAUUUCACGCAUUAGACACGAGCCUACCGCCAGCUGGCCGUUGGAGCUGGACUCUGGCGUCGGGAAGACUAGGCCUAGACUGGCUUUUUCUUGGAGCCCGCACUCCCAGCCAAUACAGCCGAAGCCCCGCUCCGUCCCCCUCUUGCAUUAUUCAUGCGUGCAACGGCCCGAGGAGGAGCGGCCGCCGCAGUCGGCGCAAAGAUGACUCUGCGCUUAGUCAGCAUAUUGUCUGUGGCAUUCAUUUCUGUAUUGCCCGCACAGUUGGAUGCAUUUAUCACGCAGAAUACAGGCUGUCAUCACAAUGGCACUUGGUAUGCUGACAAGUCGGUGGUGCCCAGCAUGGAGAAGUGCCUCAAUUGUCAGUGCAAUCGCAAGACGCUCGUCUGCCGGCUGAAGGUCUGCCCGGAAAUGCCGAUGCCGCCGCCUCGGGGCUGCGUGGUCGUCCAGCGGAAGAACAGCUGCUGUCCCUACUUGUCGUGUGCUCGCUUGGACGCCUUCUACAAGAUACCCACCAAGCGUCGCAUCAUCGCCUACCUGGAUCACUACGAGCGGGAGUCGAUCGAUCGCGUGGUCAACGACAACAUGCUGCAGAGACGUUCCGAUGACUCCGACGUCGACCUGUUGGUGUGCGUGAAGAAUGGAACUGUGUACAAGUCGGGAUCGGCGAUGUCCUCAUCGAAUCUGUGCAGCUAUUGCUACUGCAUUGGUGGCAACGAAAAGUGUGUCAAGCCCAAGUGCAUGCUGCCCGUGGACGGGUGCAAGCCCAUAUUCGUGGACUCCACCUGUUGCCCGGUGCGCUACGACUGCAGCAGCAAGACCUCUGGCAAGUCCUCGCAGGAGGUGCGCUACCGGAAGAACUCGAAUAAGCACUUCCAGCGCAUGGCGCAGCGCUUGCAGCGGAACCGCGGCUGCACCGUGGGCGCCCAGUUCUAUGCGGAGGGCCAGAAGAUGCGAUCGGACGCGGAUAAGCCAUGUGACAUCUGCUUCUGCAUCCGCGGCACGCGCCGCUGUGCGCCGAAGAAGUGCGCGCCGGCCCUGAAGAACUGCAUUCCGGUGGUGCCCAAGGGUCAGUGCUGCCCCUCCAGCUACGACUGCGGCAGCCAGCGGGACUAUCGCCGCUCGCAGAGCUCUCGCCAAUUCAACCUGUACAAUCUGCUCUUUGGCAAGGAGGAGCAGGAGGCGGAGGCGGCAGCAGCUGCUGCCCUGAUACCGCAAAACACCAUGGCCGAGCACUACCCUCUCGACCGCCAUCCCACUGAGCCACCCGUGGGCGAUCCGCUGCAGGCCAGCAGCGAGAAGAGCAUCUUCGAUACGCUGCGCGAGGGCCUCGAGUUCAUCGAUGGCAACAACAACCAGAUGCUGGCCAAUAACAUGGACUUGGUGGGCAGCACACCCACGGCCAGUCCGCUGAUCUCUGACCCGAGCAGCACCACAGAGCUCAGCUUCCUCGACCUGCUGCUCGGACCCAGCACAGAGACCGAAGAGCCCAUAACGCCAGAGGCCACAACCGAGAAAAAGAAGCCCAUAUCCUGGAUGGACAUACUGCUUGGACCCGACGAAGAGGAGCCAGCUGUUGCACUCGAGCCGAUUGCGGCUGUAGAAGCCAGCUCUACUUUGGCACCGGCACCGGCACCACCCACGAGCAGCACCACUGAGCGCAGCAUUGAGCGGAUUGCAGACGAUUUCGGAGACCGAUGGAUCGAGGGACAGUAUGCGGUGGGUGAACUGCCAGCGGAAGCCCAGCAAGAAUGGGCCGGACCCACUGAAGCCCCACCGACCAGCACCACAGCUCAACCACCCGAUCUAUUCAACGUGCUGCUGGACGGACUUUCAGUCAUGCUGAACGACAAUGCCACCAGCACCACUUCGACAACCACAACGACAACAACAACAACGAGCACCACUACGACUAGAAGGCCCUUUAGCACACACGCACCGCCCAUGUUCCGUCCACUGCCGAGCAGCAAACCGCACCACACGCGCAUCAACUCCAAGCUGGCUAAUCUCACAGUGACCCCACCGAUGGUUGUGGUCACCAGCAAAUACGGUCAGCCCGUCACCUAUCGGACGAUGCCAAGCAAGGGCACCACCAGCACCACGAGCACCACCACAACAACAACCACAACCACAACCACACCCAAGCCACUUCCAGUGAAUGUUACUAUCUCAAAGACCACAACUACGCAUAGACCCUCAACAACAAAAACAACAACAACAACACCAAGAACAACUACCAAAGCAAAGCCAAAAACCACCACCACAACGACCAGAACAACAACCACCACCACCACAACGCAACCACCAACAACUACAACCACGCCAAAGCCUACAACCCCAACGCCUCGCACCACCUUCCGACCCACAUUCAAGCACAAGCCAACCCCAGCAUACAUCACUAGCACCACUAAGCCACUGAUCAUCAAAACGAAUCCCACCAUUUUGGAAGUGGAUCCCUUGGACGAUGCAGACAGCACUGCGCCCACGCUGCCGCCCAGCUUGCCGAACCUGAAAAUCAUACCGUUUUUGCCCACGGAUGCUGUGGAUACGAAACCACCAAUACAACCACCCGAGGGCUACAGCAGCCACAAUUACUAUCAGCAGCCAGCGGGUCUGCUUGUCUCGCAAAUCGCCUCCGACAGAGUGGACAGCGAGUACGAUGUGACCUACGUGGAUCACCACCACAACAACAACCACAACAGCGAUCAGGCUGCCUACAAAUACAAGUUCAAUGUGGAGGUUCCCGCUGUGGCAGCCCCACCUGAGCCAGUGGUGCACGUCAUUGGCAGCGCCGACUACGUCAAAUAUGAUUUCAAUGAGCAGGUGGUGCAGCCACCCGUGCACAGUGGUUUCUCACCACCCACCGAGACGGAGGGCGGCUUCAUGCCCAAGGAACCGCUCGUCAUCGAUGGGGAAGUGCUGCAGGAACAUGUCACAUCGAACGUCCUGCUGGGCGAUAAUUAUCACGUCACGCAGCAUAUUAUCGAUAUAACGACAGAGAGGGAGGAUAACGACACGGCUUCAAUCGAGAUCACAACGCCUGAUCCCUUCAAAGAUGUUAUACACACGGAGAGGCCACCAAAUCUCGAUGUGCUGAUUGGAGACAAGCUGCAGAAGAAACCGGCAGAGCAGCUGCAGCAGCAACAUAUCGAGAGUGUCACCUACAGCAUCAGCCACUCUUCCGGCAAUAAAACUGCAGCAGCAGCAGCAGCAGCAGCAGCAACAACAACAACAACGGCUGCAACUACAACCACAAAACAUACAUCGCUGAUAGACAAAAAUGAGAUAAACAAACUGGAUGAGCUGCUGGAAGAGCUGUUGGGCAUGAGCCUGCCUACCAAGCCGCACACCAGCAGCAGUAGCAGCAGCAGCAGCAGCAAUAGUACAGUGCCGCCUUUUAAAACAUUGCCAACAGCAGCAGCAGCAGCAGCAGCAGCAACAGAUGCAACAACAACUACUGCGCGCCCACCUGCCACACCCACCGCAGCACGGGGCCACAAGAAGGGCAACAAAACAAAGCCGAAAACAUCGAGCAAUAGACGCAACCAGACAGCAACUGCAACGGCAAAGCCAUCCCGCAACAAAGGUCAAGCGACCACGCGCCGAACACCCGCCAGCAACAGCAACAGCAACAGCAACAUUAACAGGAACAACUCAAUGGGCAGCACAGCGCAAACAAGUGCAAAAACCAAAAACACGCCAGCAACAGUAACAUCAACAACGACAUCAACAGAAGCAACUAGCAGCCCCACAACAACAGCAGCAACAACAUCAACAACAACAGCAGCAAUUGUUUCCACCACAGUGCAUCCAUUUUUAAUGUCACCAUUCGACAAAUUGCCCUUCAUGGACACCAGCUACGAGGUGCGACAUCAGCAACAGCAGCUGCAACAACAGCAACAGUUGCAGCAAUUUCAUCAUUAUCAGCAUGCGCCAAGCAGCAGCAGCACAACAACAACAACAACAACAGCAACACCAGCAGCAGCAGCAGCAGCAGGAGGAGGAACGGCAACUGUUGCUGGGGGCGAGGGGCUAAUGGAUCCUGCGGGCAUACUAAAAUUAGCCGGCUGCAACAUUUACGGCCGCAUGUACCGAGUGGGUCGCAUUAUUGUGGAGCUAUCCAAUCAAUGCCUCGAAUGCAAAUGCACCGAGGUGGGCGUCAAGUGCGGCCCAUUAGACUGUUAGUUUAAGCCACGCCCCCAGCCCUUCC
Molecule: messenger RNA, 4369 nt
Organism: Drosophila arizonae
Lineage: Eukaryota; Metazoa; Arthropoda; Insecta; Diptera; Drosophilidae
Cellular component (GO): extracellular region
Molecular function (GO): protein binding
Source: RefSeq, a predicted model, not a curated record